AUCUGAAGCUCCCGAUUACGCUUAUUAUUAUUACUACUACUACUCGGUCAUCUCGCAGAGUAAUCAAGGCAAGGUACCUCGCGGGCAGAUCCCUCGGAUCAUCUACACCUUUCUAGACCUCACUCCUCACUUCUACCAUUCACUCCAAACACAAGCUGCAGCCAUUUUUUAUACGGUUAUUAAAUCAUUUGCAUUUCGACUGUGUAUAUUACUAGUAAGGACCUUUAUUAUUAUCGACGUCGGCAUGCAACAUUACUAGUUCUCACUCAAUUCCGAGCUAUUAUUCCUGGGACGCAGCAAGCAACCGUCAAGAAUCUCUGCGCAUCAUUUUCGCAAGCCAAUUAUUCUCCGCAGUAACGAAACGAAAUAGAAAUCAUAGCCGAUUCGAUCCUAAACCCCUCACUCAUCCUCUACAAUUUUGUCGCCAAUUCCGUGGCCAAGUUAUUCAUGCAAUACUAUUCGAAUUGUCCCGCGCUGUUAUCUGCUGCUCUCAGGUCAAUCUGCUUGUCUCGUAUGCUAUGAAUAUCUGCUUCACAAUCCAAUGUAUGCGAUACGUUUAGUGCAUCUAUGGAAUUAUGACCGACAGCGCAGAUACCUACUUUGAUCCCGAUGACGUUGGCCCGCACGAUAGUCCUAGAUUAAAGCCGGUGCAUAUCAAUAUCAGACCUUCUCCUCCCCCGGAGAUUCAUCUUACACCUCUUAUCAGUCCUGGAUCCGGGCCCGGUGGUCGCAAAGGCGCCAAACGAUCAGACAAUUGGCCUUGUCAGGGGGUUGCCGUGCUGAUUCGGCAUAUGUCAGGAGGAAAUCAUCCAGACAUUGAGCAGAAGGCGGGGAUUGAGGCUUUACCUUCCGAUGAGGACGAGGACGAGGAAAGUCCCGUCAGAGGCACUGCCGUGGAAGUCCCCGGUCAUAAUUUCUCCCACGGGCCAGCCGACCUUGAUAUUAAGAAAAUGGCAGCCGAUGCGGUUGAUAUAUUGGAUCGCAAAUAUCCUGAGUAUUUGAAUGAGUCAGUAGGCUCCACUGGUGAAGCUGUCGCAGCUUGUAAGGUGCUCGCAAAUGCCAAUGCAAACGCACAAGCGCGGAACUCUACAGCUGCAAUCAAAUAUUUACCCCGUUCCCUUGACCCAUAUCCAAGGGCUAAGGUAGAAGUGAAUAUCAAAGUGGAAACUCAAUCUGCCCCGGCCACCGGUGAACUUCCACCCAUGCGCCAUUCUCCUCAGUCAGGCGCCUCAAAUGGCAAUGGAAGUCAACAGAUUACAUUACCAUCCCUAAGUGAGCAAUUGGGAAGUUUUGGAAAUUUUGCAGAAUCAAUAACCACUCCAAAUGAUACAUCAUACUCCCAUUCUCCGGGAAGAACAAUUUCACGGUUCACACCUGGGCCUAGAGCAACAUCACCAGGCAAAUCUCCGAAUGAUCCCCGUGGAGAUAUGGUAUCUCCGGGGAUACCACCAUAUCAAUUUAUGACAAACAGCCUCCGUAGAGCUUCACAGUCAAAUGGACCCCAACAUGUAGCUUCUGGGGAGUAUAGCAGCAGUAGCAAUACUGAAACUCCAAGUACAGAUCAAUCUGGCUCGACUCCUGCCGCAGCGGCAAUAGAUCGUAUGAGUAUUGAUGGUAUUACGAAUCCACAAGUGGGCGGUUAUCAGUGCAAUUAUGCUGGCUGUACUGCAGCUCCUUUUCAAACACAGGUACGGCAAAGUUGGAUAGAUUCUCGCAUGUAAAAAAAAUCAACUCAAUCCCAAGUGCUAAUAAAUAACAACUGUAGUAUUUGCUUAAUUCUCAUGCAAAUGUACACUCCUCAAAUCGACCGCACUAUUGCACGGUCAAGGGAUGCCCUCGAGCCGAAGGUGGAAAGGGAUUUAAACGAAAAAAUGAAAUGAUCAGACAUGGCCUCGUUCACGAUUCCCCAGGCUACGUGUGUCCCUUCUGUCCGGAAAGAGAACACAGGUACCCCAGACCGGAUAAUCUCCAAAGGUACGUAGAUUUAUUUAUAUAUUCACUGUAGCCAACAACAAAGUCCUUCACUCUGGAAUAAUCAUGUCGUUCCCGAAGCUUUGAUCCUCUUUUCUAACCUCUCAUCUUCUUAACAGGCACGUCAGGGUGCAUCAUACAGAUAAAGAUAAAGAUGAUCCGCAACUGAGAGAAGUACUUGCGCAAAGACCAGAGGGUCCUAGUAGAGGAAGACGGCGUAGAGGUGGUAGUCGAUAGGAGGUUUUAUAUUCAUGGUAAAACGCUAUCUAUAUAAGGGUCGGUCGGUCGGUCGGACAUUCUCUCACAACACGGCGACGGCAAUUGCAGUCAUAAGCGGGAGUGUAUUUUUCUUUGUUUCAUAUUUGAUUGGGAUGGCAAGGCAGGACAGGACCGGACAGGACAGGACAGGACAGGGACGGGACGGAAGGGGGGUUCUUUUCCAUGAUUUACGGGAGCCGGAAACCGAAAUUUUUCAACGACUUUUUAUGCAUGGAGUUUGGAGUUUCAGAGUUUCAGAGUUCAGAGUUCAGAGUUCAGAGUUCAGAGUUCCGGAGCAUUCUUGAUACCAGCCAGUAAAAAGGUUACUUAUUUACUUGUGUUACUUGUGAAGCCGAAUCACCAAUCAAUCCUUCAUGUUUCAUAGUAGGGUAGGGUAAGGGGUUGAG
Sclerotinia trifoliorum is the source of this 2636-nucleotide messenger RNA. The record is from the annotation of a GenBank genome assembly. NCBI's taxonomy places the organism in Eukaryota, Fungi, Ascomycota, Leotiomycetes, Helotiales, Sclerotiniaceae.